This is a messenger RNA of Miscanthus lutarioriparius, 2385 nucleotides long. The record is from the annotation of a GenBank genome assembly. Lineage: Eukaryota; Viridiplantae; Streptophyta; Magnoliopsida; Poales; Poaceae.
AUGGGCUGCACGACCUCCCACGACGCCUUCGCCGCCGCGGUCACCUCCUCCAGCUCCCGGGCCAGGGCGCGCCGCGCGUCCGCGUCCGGAGGAGACCCCGCUGCACUGUGCCGCGAGCGCGUGGCGCUCAUCCGCGCCGCGGCCGACAGCCGGUACGCGCUCACUGCGGCGCACGCCGCCUACUUCCGCUCGCUCGCCGCCGUCGGCGACGCGCUCCGGCGCUUCGCGGCGUCCGCGCUCGCGCCCGCCACGCCCGAGUCCUCCUCGCCGGUGCUCACGCUCCCGCCUUCCCCCGCCAAGCCGGUCGCCGCGGCUACCGCGUCCGCCAGCGUCCCGCCGUCGCCGUCGUCCUCGUCGUCCACCGUCUCGCCGCUCUCGCACUCCCUCUCCGACGACGACCUCCAUCUCCAUGACCUUGACGACACCAGACAUGGAGGCGGCGGUGGCGGGAGCGAGGAGGCGUCGACGAGGUACCACCACCACUUCAUGAGGAGAUCGUCCACCGUGCCCACCGUGGUGUAUGAGGACCCCGACGCCCAGACCCAGUACACAACAGCCGAGGCCAGCUACGGAUACGCCUACGGCGACGGGUACGGCCACGCCUACGGAAAUGGCUACGGCCACAGCUACGGGCCUGCGUACCCGUACGGGCCCUACGGCGAGGUAAUUGCGGAGAGACCCCGGAGGCGGCGCCGAGGCAUCCUGGGCCGCCGCCUUCGCCCCCGACAGCGGAGGCCUCGCCGUGGGAAUUCUUGGACCCGUUCGCACACAAGCUGCAGAAGAAUGCUACCUCAAAGGGCGAUUCUCCUGGGGGCAAGCUGCACAGGGAUGCCACUUCAAUCAGCGAUUCUUCUGGUGGCAAGCUGCAGAGGAAGGGAUCAGAACCACCUCCUGAUGGCAAGUUACAGAGGAAGGGAUCGGAGCCGGCUGCUGAUGCCGAAGGCGAGGGAGAAACCAGUGUCUAGAAAUGAUUCCGUGCCAAGCAAUGCCAGCUCGAAAAGCAAAGAAGAGAGGAAGAAGAACACGGUGAGCCUAAAGGGCACAGUUAGCAGUGGCACUGAUGGCAGCAGCACCAGUGGGAAGAAGAAAGGUGUGGCCUUCGAAGCAGAGCAAUCCAUCAGAGCAGCAGAAGGAGGUGGGGAGAGCCAUGGCAAGUCAAUCCAGUCGGUGGCGAGCAGCGAGCCAUUCUCGCCAUUGCAUCAUGGGACGAGGGAUGUCAGAGAGGCGAUUGGUGAGGUCAAGGAGCUAUUCGAUGAGGCGGCAAACUGCAGCACAGAUGUCUCAAGGCUGCUGGAGGUGGGGAAAAUGCCUCCCCGCGACACCCCAAGAGUUCUUAGAUAUAUCUCUUCCAGAGUGAUAGAUCCGCUAGGCCUUACUGUGUCGACAUCGUCUUGCCUCCGGAAAUCACAUGGCAUGAAGUCAAGAGCAUCAAGCAGCAAGGCAAACACUUCAGCUUCGUCAGGUGCUGGCCGUAGCAAUGGUAUUGGCCAUCUCUCAUCAACUCUAGAGAAGCUGUGGUUCUGGGAAAAGAAGCUCUAUCAGGAAAUUAAGGAUGAAGAAAAGCUACGGAUGAAGUACGAGAAGUAUUACAGAAGGCUCAAAUCCAUGGAUGAUCGAGGUGCUGAAUCAAGUACAAUUCACUCCGUCCAGUUAUCUGUAAGACAUCUUAAGUCCAAGAUCAGCAUCAACAUGAGUACAGCUAAAGCCUUUUCGUUAAAGAUACAGCAGAUUCGAGAUGAAGAGCUUUACCCUCAACUGGUUGAUCUCAUCCAAAGGUUCAGAAGGUUGUGGAAAGCUGUUCUGGAAUGCCACGAGAAGCAGCUAUUAGCCAUACAAGACAGUAGAAUUCAUCGGCUCAAGGCGAUGACUAAAUGGCUCCCUGAGGUGCAGGAGGAAGUUACAGCAGAUGGGCCCCCUCCUUUCUCCCCAGGCAGGAUUUUAGCACCACCUGUAUUCAUCAUCUCAAAUGAUUGGUUCCAAGCAAUCGAGAUGGUCUCCAAGAAUGAUGUGCUGAGAGCAAUCGACCAGUUCUCUAAAGUCGUGCAUGAAUUCAAGAAGAGCCAAGAAGAUGAGCAGCGACAGAAGCGGAAAGCCGAUCACGCUUCCAAAGAUUACAACAGAAAGUGUAAGGAUUUGGAGAUAGAACUUGGUCUGAGUACCAUGGAGAAUCCUCGCUACAGCCAUGACAACCGUGUAAUGGACUUGGAAAAGUUGAGGAAAAGAAGAGACGUGGAGAGCACUAGGCAUGACAAGACCCUGAGUCAUGCUCACGUCGCAGCUUCAGCUACUCUGCCUAUUGGUUUGGUCCCUGUGCUGCAACAGAUCACCAGCUUCUUUCAAAGAAAUCAACGGGUCUACAUGGAAAUCAGAAUCCAAGGCGCCUGA